This is a messenger RNA of Thermothielavioides terrestris NRRL 8126, 1002 nucleotides long. RefSeq lists its product as uncharacterized. Gene Ontology annotation, biological process: negative regulation of protein kinase activity; eisosome assembly; endocytosis. The record is from RefSeq and is a predicted model, not a curated record. Gene Ontology annotation, cellular component: plasma membrane; eisosome filament. Lineage: Eukaryota; Fungi; Ascomycota; Sordariomycetes; Sordariales; Chaetomiaceae. The transcript is spliced from 3 exons. The coding region runs from base 1 to 1002 and encodes 333 amino acids. Gene Ontology annotation, molecular function: lipid binding.
AUGUUGAACCGCGCGCUCUCCAUCCGCUCCUCCAACCGCUCCUCCAACAGCACGACCUCCACCCACUCCGGCGCCACCGCCGCCUCCUCCCGCCACCACCACCAGCACCAGCACCACAAGCCCUUCUCGCUGACCUCGCUGCGCGGGAGCACGCAGCCGGAGCUCGCGAAGCGGCUGUACCGGCUGAUCAAGACGGGCAACAGCCUGAUCGCGGCGCACAGCGCGGCGGCGCGGGAGCGGGCGUCGAUCGCGACGCAGCUGUCCGAGUGGGGCGAGCAGACGGGCGACGCGGCCGUGUCGGACGUGAGCGACAAGGUGGGCGUGGUGCUGUGCGAGCUGGGCGAGCAGGAGGAGGCGUACGCGGCCGCGCUGGACGCCGGCCGCGCCGUGCUCAAGGUGGUGCGCGACACGGAGCGCAGCGUGGCGCCCAGCCGCGAGGGCCGCCGCCGCAUCGCCGACGAGAUCGCCCGCAUCAAGGCCAGGGAGCCCCAGAGCGCCCGGCUGGUCACCCUCGAGCAGGAGCUGGUGCGCGCCGAGGCCGAGAACCUGGUCGCUGAGGCGCAGCUGGGGAAUGUGACCCGACAAAAGUUCCGCGAGGCCUACACAGCCGAGUUCCUCGCCACGAUCGAGCGCGCCGAGAAGCAGGCGAUCCUGGCGCGCCACGGCCUGCGCCUGCUGCAGCUGCUGGACGACGCGCCGGUCGUGCCCGGCGACGCGCGCCCCGCGUACACGCACGCCCCGCAGGCCCGGCAGAUCCUCAACGACGCCGAGGACGACCUGCGCGAGUGGCGCCUCGACGGCGCGCUGCUGCAGCAGCUGCUGGGCGACGACGAGGGCGGUGGCGGUGGGGAGGCCACGCCGCGCGGUCAGGGCAGUGGCAAGCAGAAGGGGAAGGAGGAGGAGCAGAAGCAGAAACGAAAGGACGUCGAUAGGGAGAGCGUGGCUGGCUCCGAUAGGGACGGGGGCAUGAGCGCGGAAACGGGAGAAUCCGAGAGGUCGUGA